UUACAGUCGCUAGCUGAUUAACAUAUGGUGAACAAAAAUAAUAGUACUACAAUGCAACAAUAACAUCUCAAUUCCUCAACCACUCUAGUCUUACAAUGCCAUCUCAAUUAUAGUAGGCUAGUAGGCCUACUUAGUAAAGUGCAGUGCCUAGUACGUUACAACAGAAACAACAAUGUAUAUUAAGUGGAACAUUGACCAGUGAUUGUAGUUUCAUGCUAGAUGGUUAAACUACACAUCAAACAAAUACAAAGUGCAGGGAAGGGACAAAGUCGUAGGUUUUGCAGAAAGUGAAAAUCUGCAAAGAGUUGCUUUGGGUGUCCUUCGGCCGAAAAACUGUUCCUGGAAAAAGCUUAGUUAAAAAGGAACUCUGAAAGUGAGAAAUAGUAGAACAAUUUAACAUUUCCGUGUUUUUCAACCACUUCCUAUAUUCGUCUUUUUUUGCAUUAACCCUGUGAUUCUUUCUGCUGAUACUGGAUAUUGAGAAGAAGGGUAGGGUGGAGAGAGAAGAGGACAGGCAGAGAGAUAGAGAGAAGAGUAGAAAGGGUAGAUAGACUUGGUAGAAAAAGUAGAGAAAAAGUAGAGAGAAGAGGAGAAGGUAGAGAGAAGAGAAUAGGUAGAAGGAAAAGAGUGCCAUGAGAACAAUACCAGUGGGGUCCAGGGACAGACAGAACCUCUGGAUCUUGGUUCUACUCCUCCUGACUGGUGUUUGGGGGGACGAAGGUUGGGAAGUGAAUUAUCCAGAUCAAAUCUGUGCAUUCAAAGGAUCUACUGUUACCAUCCCCUGCAGUUACAAGUACCCUGAAAUAUAUCAUCCAGUUAGGGUUAUCUGGUGCAUAAACCAUUUGAUAUGCCAGGAUCCCACUCCAAAAUUUUACGACAGUGGCUCCAGCACUAAUCAUCCAGGUUUUAAAUAUAUUGGUGACAAAAAGAACAACUGUAUACAGAUUGAGAAUAUAAACAUAACAGAUUCCAACACAUAUAGGUUCAGAUUUGUAACAGAUCCAACAAAUGCAAUCACAGGUCGAUCAGGAGUAUACAUCGAAGUCAUAGAAAUUGACAACAUUAAAUUGAAGGUGACAGCUAGUGAUGACAGAGCCUCUAAUGAGACAGUCACCCUGAGCUGCACAUCAUCUUCACCCUGCAUCUUCAACAACCUGAAGAACACCUGGUACCACAACAACAACAUUCUACCGGCGACAGGUCCCACCCUAACCUUGAGUCCUGUUUGUGAUUUUGGUGUUUCCUGUCUCCUGAUUGGGUCAUGUGACCUGGCCACUACAUUCACAGGUACUCCCUACUACAUGAGCCCAGAGGUGCUGAACCAGCAGGGCUACAACUCCAAGUCUGAUAUCUGGGCGCUUGGCUGUGUCCUGUAUGAAAUGUGUUGUCUGGCGCAUGCCUUCGAGGGUCACAGCUUCCUGUCUGUGGUGAUGAAGAUAGUCGAAGGGGAGACCCCCACCCUGCCGGAAGGUUACUCACGAGAGCUCAACUCCGUCAUGCAACGGAUGCUUGAGAAAAACCCUCCUUCGAGAAUCUCUGCUGAAGAGGCUCUCAGGACCAAGAUCAUAGAGACCAGCAUGCAGAGCUUAAAGCACAAGCUCUUCAGCACGACACUGGAAGACAAGGAGUCUGGAGGAGAGAGAGAUGCUGUACAGAUAGCUAAAGCCCUACAGAAGAAGGUUCACCUGCAGACCCUGCGUGAGAGGUCAGAGGUGGACAGGUUGACCCCCAGAGAGAGAAUGAGGCUGAGAAAACUGGAGGCUGCAGAUGACAAGGCCAGGAGGCUGAGGAAAUUGGCUGAGGAGAAAUACCAGGAAAAUCACAGACGAAUGCAGGAGCUUAGGAGCCGCCAUUUUGAAAAAGUCAGCUUGGACGAGAGUGCAGAGGAUGCUGAUCACCAGACUUUGCCAAUUACAGCUCAGGAUUACCGGUCGCUGGGCUGCUCACAGCCAAUAGGAAGGCAGCAACAGGACAGAAUGUGCAUGUCUGAGCCAGGUGAAUGCAAGAUCCCAGAGGAUCCCCAGACAGCAGAGGUCUACUAUGAUCAGGAUGGCUUUGAGUCGUGCUCUGAAGAGGAGGACUCAGCAGAGAAGAGCCCAGCUCUCACCUCAGAUCUUUAUCACACCUGUCAACAGGAUAGUGACCUAGAUGCCAUGAUUAUGCACAUGGAAAAAGUACUUCAAGGAGAAUUCAGUGCGUACGGAGCAGCAGGAGGCCAGUGCAGCCCUCAGGGAAGCUCCGUCGUCAACAGCAGCAUGGUGCACGGCAGGAUUCAGCGCAUGAGAGAAUCAGUGUCCCGUCGUCUGGGUCCAGGAGUCUUCCAGAGAGUUUAUGAGUACCUGAAAGAGGCCAGGGCGAGGCAUGAGGGUGACGCCAGCAUAAGGGAAGCCCUGGCGAGCAUGGUGGAGACGCCCAGCGACUGCUUUGAGGUCGACCAACUUCUGUACUAUGAGGAACAACUACAGGAGGCCAGAGAGGGAGCAGGACGACCCACACAUACACAUUCACAACACGUAUUCACAGAGACACACUCGCAUGCAUAGAAAGGUGACCCAGAAUUUAUGUCGUUGAUAUAAGUGUGUGUAAGAGUCCAAUCUGCCCUGUAACCUAUGCAGUGAAAAUCAACACCCCUUUAACGCGUAUAAUUGAAAAAUCACUGUUUUCGGUGACCGAAUACCUGCCACAGUCAAAAAUUUGCAUCAGCUCCGCUAGCAUCAGCUCUGCUAUUUUCAGCUGGUUCUUCCUCCGUGCUCUACUUCCUCAUCUCUCUUGUUAUGUCUCUGAGGGAAUUAAGAUGCUAGUAUUUGAUCAAGCUCACAGAGAAACUUUUACUGUUUCUACACACUCCCAAUGCUUCUCUGCUGUUGCGUUGGACCUCUUUGAUGUGUGUGAGGACAUUAUCAGGAGAGAGAUGGGGAGGGUCCCACUAUUUAACUGCAUCUUUACUCCCAUCUCCACAGAACCCAUUAAACGCUUCUUCAGUACAUGGCUUCAGUGCAGUCAUCAAUAUUCUUCAGUAUGUAAAUUUCUUCAUAGGAUUCAGGGCAGUUUCCAGGUUGAAACCUGUUCUCAAGAGACACGGGAGGAGUGGGGCCGGAAACAUUUAUAUGUUUAGUAACAAAUGUAUUUUCAUCAUGAGCUGGUGUUUUGACAGCCAGGAGACCCAAAACUCCAUAAUGAACAGCAUAUUAUUUCACUCCUAAGUGUCAAAGUUUUAUCACUGUUAAGAUUCAUUGGCAUAUACACAAGUCCCCACAGAGAACGACUGCCUUCACCAGCUGGUGCUACAAUACUGCGAGGGAGAUGAAGGGGGAGAGAGAGAUAUAGAGAAGGAGUGAGAGAAACACAGGGAGGGAGACAGUUACUGAGACGGAGGGAGAAAGUGAUACAGAGAGGCAGUGAGAGGACGAGAGAGAGAGAGAGACAGGAAGGCAGAGAUAGAGACGGAGGGAGAGAGUGAUACAGAGAGGCAGUGAGAGGACGACAGAGAGAGAGAGAGAGAGAGAGAGAGAGAGACAGGAAGGCAGAGAUAGAGACGGAGGGAGAGAUCCUGAGAAGCCUUCUGCCUGUCAGUGUGCGCAACCUCUUUUAUCUCCCAGGGUGUAACUGACGAGACCAGGAAUGGAGGGAGGGGGGGGGGGGGGGUUUCCUCCAGCUUUGUGAGAUCAAACCCACACACGUCGUUCCCCGUGGAAAUCUUCACAACAAUCCAGGCUACAAGGCAGUGUCUUCCUCCCCCUCUGAAGACAAUUGUAGAGAGCCUUCCUCCUCAACAUGGUUCUCCAUUGCCCACUUAAUCAACUAUGAACACCUUGCUUUGGUUUUUCGAAGCAUCUGCUUUGGUUUUUUGAAGCAUCUGUUUUUUUCUGUGUGAACGUGGUCAUCCAAGACAAAGCUAAUCAGCUCAGUAUAGCUUGAUUUGUAACCAUGCACUGGAACAUGCAGACACUCCCAAUCUUCACUCCUCCCAAUCUGUUCUUUGUUGUGAAAAAGUAUCCGUUUUCUUUCACACACUUUUUGUAUCUGACGAUACAGAUAAAAAGAAAAGUCUAUACCGGUACACUGGUAUACUGUGUAUUUAUAAUCAAGCCUCGGGGGGAUGACCCACAAUCACUGAAGCAACAGCUACCCUGGAAAUUUUUCCAACACAUGCUUCCAACCAGGAAAAGGCAAUUUUGUGUGUAAAGGACAAUUUGUGUGUUAUGGAAAAUGAAAUUAGCAGACGUGGGAGAACACUCGUGACAGUCUGAGGGAAUGUGUGUGUGUGUGUGUGUGUGUAAGGGAGGGAAGGAAAUUACAAUGAUAGCUAUAUAGCAAUACAUACAUUAAAUCAGGGUGGGGGAGGGCUAUAGGUCUUGAGAGUUAUUUGCUCAUCACACAGAGCUUUUAUUAGGUGGGGAACAAAACCAACAGAGGGAUCUUAUUGCUUUGCUGUCCGUGAUGGACUCAUUAAGCUGGGUGAAGGAGAGAAAAUAGAAAAACAGAAAAAGAGAGCAUUAGUUCAUGGGCGUGAUUAUCACCAUAGAUAAUAGCACAAGCUGCUGUUGGUAUCUUCCCAGAUGGUCAACAUUGAAGACUCUCUUAGUGCUGCAGCUCUUUGGUCCUACAGCUGUCUAAUGGCUUACGUGGCAUUUGGUGUUUUUCAUGCCACCUCAAGUGGGACUUUGCGGAGAUUCCACAAAGUUUGCCACAGAGUAGGCGGCACAAGUUUAGGGCGUGUUGGGAAGUUGUGCGGUACACGAGAGCAGUGCUGCUCCUCCUCCCAAAUGGUGUCACGGGCUGGAAGGUCGUCCGAGGCCGUGCGUACGACGCAGCUCUGUGUCGAACCCAGACUGCUGGACUCGGACAAAAUCCACGUCCACCUCCUCCAUUUUCUGGGUUCGACCGGAGGGGGCGCCCGACAGCUUUGUGUGGUGCGCUCCUGACCGUAAUGCAGGGGCACCGCGAAAACAUUUGGGGUGCCGUGAAGAGAUUGCAAUUUGGGCCCUCCCUCUCCAUUUUGGUUAUGUCCGUUUUUUCAGUCAACACAUGGUGACACUGAAGUGACAGGAAAGAGGGACACAGUAGGGGGGGAUCACCGUUCAAAGUAGUCGUGAACUCUCACACAUAGACAUGUGAACCAGUUGACAGAAUAGUUUGCCGUCCUGCUUUAAAAGAGUGGGAGCGGUCACAUGACCCUCUGUGCAGCCUGUUCUCCUGAAAGGGAAAGAGGGACGCUCUGAAUGGAGUCUGAUUGAAAGCGAGAGAAAAAGAGUGUGUAUGUGUGUGCUGGUGAACGAGAGAGCAGUGGAGAGAGGUCUGUGAUUGCAGUUCCUCUGUUAUCAAGGUACUGCUGAUGUUUCCUCUCCUUCCACUGGUCCUCCUGUUCUUUCUCUACUGCUGUCUGCAGCCUUCCCUCUCUCCUACACCCCAACUCCUCCCUCAGACAUAGCAUGGUCAGUACAGGAAUGCAUUCGACUGAAAUAAUAAUCACUCAGCCACAGAUAUUGGUGAGGAGAGUGGAAGAAGACGAGUGUGUUUAAUGAAUAGUGAGAAGCCUCUCAACACCAGACAAAAAACAAGGUCUCCAUCACUGUCACAGUGUUUGUCUUAGGUUUUCAAUCAAGUUAUUUCUCUCUAACACAACACACUGUCUUAUCUCUCUCUCUCCCCCCCCCCCAUCUCUCCUCUUUCUCUUGCGCUCUCCCUUUCUACUUGUCUCUCGCUGUGUCUCUCCCUCUAGGCUACAUUAGUAUUCAGCUAUGUAAAGGUUUUUGUGUGCUUUCCUGCAAGAAGAUAAAUUAAUUGCUGUUUUUGUGGCAGAGGUAGCGACAGUUAUGCUCCAACAGACAUUCCCAUGGGUGAAGCCAGUUUAGAAGUAGAAUAGAGUCAGAAGGGAGUCAGAAUGUAGGCUUUAGAGAUACUUACACUAUGUCAAUAAGAUCAGCAGAUUUGAUGUACAAUAUUCUGUCAAAUAUGUGAACUGUCAGUUGGUCAAAUGUUGUUGUUCUUGAUUUGAUUGGGUCAUUGUUGACAUUAUAGGCAGCAUGUUAUCAGCUUUCUUGAUACAUAAGGGUUGACACAAUCUACGUGGUGAAAAUGCAUUACUAAACAUAAUCAAUGUCAACUCUCUGUAGAACACGAAACUACUUUUGUUGGAAAGAUACAUAAUAUAUUAGAAAGAAGAAAAAUGUUUUCUUUGUUUUGGACGAGAGCGUACUUCACAGGGAGUCGGCCUUCAUUUAUAUCAAAAAGCUACAAGCACAAUAAAACAUCAAAAUGA
Molecule: messenger RNA, 6262 nt
Organism: Osmerus eperlanus (European smelt)
Lineage: Eukaryota; Metazoa; Chordata; Actinopteri; Osmeriformes; Osmeridae
Gene: nek11
Product: NIMA-related kinase 11
Biological process (GO): protein phosphorylation
Molecular function (GO): ATP binding; protein kinase activity
Source: RefSeq, a predicted model, not a curated record